UGUGAGACAACAGUUGGGGCAUUCAAUUAUUCUUUAUUGAAAUUGUAGUGUUGUUCAGUUAUAUAAAUAUACAGAAAAUAAAACUACAAGGUAUACAUAUGUCAUUAAGAGUAUACGAGUUGCAAAUGCUUCAUGACUUCUUGAAAUAAAUCAUACUUGGGGUUAUAGUUUGUAAUAGAAAUGGAGGCCAGUGCGUUCCUUAUUGAAAUGUUUUAAACAUUCGUACUGACAGUAUCCUGCAUUACCAACGCAAAUCAAUUGCUCGCAACAGGUUUGUAAUUGAGAUUGAAUUAGUUUAUCAACAUUAUUUGGAAGAGGUGCAACACCUUGGAUCGCGACAGUUGAAACGGAGGAAUAAAGGAAACUGCAAUUCCUUUUUUGUAUCAACUUUUGGUCGUUCGCAGUAAACCGAAAGCAGAGCAUAGUGAUCUGUGGAUUGGAAGUUAUUGUUUUUUUCAAUAUUAUAUUUGUCUAACGCCCCCUCCAACCGUCCAGAGAAACUAUUGCUUUGUUUUUUUUUGGUACGCAAGAUUUGGUGAGGGUGAAUGAGUAAUUAGGAGGGUGAUAGAAAUUUCCUGUUAGCGCGUGUUAGUUGGUGAGUGCGCACACAGAGUUUAUUCGCGUGCUGCAAAGUUUGGAGUGAGCUUUGGAGAGAAAAUGAGGAACACUCUGAACGCGGAGAUUUCGAGGGAGCUUCGCAGUUUGCUGGAGAAAAACCAGUCACAGCUGAAGAAAGGAAUAAAACAACACCAGACACUUCUAAGCAAACUCAAAGAUAUAAAAGAUCCUCAUGAGAAUAAAGAAGUGCAAAUAUUAAUUGAAGAGACAAGACAAGAAAUUGUCAAUGUUGGAUUGGAGCAGAAAGAUUUGGUGGAUCGCUUGCGGAAGGAGUACAAGACAAUACAAAGAAAUGCCAAAGCUGCAACAGUUAAAAAUGGUUUGGAGGAAAGAAGGCUUAACUUGACAUCUGCUCUAAAUCGAGCAAGGAAGCAAGAUAUUAUAAAAAGAUCUACAUCUCAACAAUCGGCUUCGCCUUCGGAGGAGUCAGAAUUGCAGUCAGGUCCAUCAUCGCCUGAACCAUGCGCCCCGAAUCCUAUUAAUCCUCAGGACAUCUCGCAGACAGAUUUUCUUACAUAUUUCGGUUUGGCUACGCACGAUGUAUUCAAGGAAAUCCAGAACAAACGAGCUGAAAGAAAGAGGAGGCGGACGGCGAAUCCUCAGUUUUUAUAUACAAAAGGCUGGGAUAUAUCUAAACGAAAACGCAACAUGUACUUAGCAAACGCAUCGCCCCCAAAUACCAGGCAGUCUGUUAAGAAUAAAGCGCGAGGUUCAUCUCCGACCUUCAAGCAGUCCAGACCCAGUUCGCCUGUUGACAAGAAGUUAUCUAUUCCCAACCUGCCCAGUGGACUUACGAUAGAACGGAUAACGCAAGCCCGAUCUACUGCUGAUACAAAGACUUGCAUAGAAUGCCGCUUAGGAGGCUAUUUGGUGAUCUGCGAGUUCUGCACGAACGGAUUUCACAUCAGUUGUCAUAACAGACCGCUGGUGCAGCAACCGAAACAUUGUCCAAAAUGUUACAAGGAUAUGAAAAACAGUGCGAUAGCUGCGAAUGCCGAAUUGAAUGAGAAGUUGAAGGAAAGACAAGAUCUAGUAGAAAGAAAUAGAGAGCUGACUGCCGACUUAACACAGUUGCAGGAUCAGCAUUCUCAGCUGACAAUCAGCGUCAAGACUGAAGAUAAAGAGAAGAAAGAAUUGUUAGCCGAGCAGCAGUCAACGGAAUUAAAGAUACAGAAGAUCGUCACGUUCAUCAACAGCGUGAAGGACCUACAAAAUAUAAAAGUUUCAUGAAAUAUUCUUCGGUUG
Molecule: messenger RNA, 1863 nt
Organism: Nicrophorus vespilloides
Lineage: Eukaryota; Metazoa; Arthropoda; Insecta; Coleoptera; Silphidae
Gene: Lint-1
Product: PHD finger protein 21A
Exons: 9
Coding region: 658-1848 (396 amino acids)
Source: RefSeq, a predicted model, not a curated record